AAAGUUGUGCUUAUUGAAAAUGUAGUGUCGCUUUGAGGAACAACAGUCAGGGACUACACUCAGAUGAACGAGCUCCACAGCCGCUAUGCGGAUCAGGGGCUGAUUAUCCUGGGCGCUCCCUGCAACCAGUUUGGACAUCAGGAGAAUUGCAAGAAUGGAGAAAUCCUGCAAUCUCUGAAAUACAUCUGUCCUGGAAAUGGCUUCGAACCCAAAUUCCAGCUUCUGGAGAAGCUGGAAUUGAAUGGCCAGAACGCCCACCCUUUGUUCUUGUUCCUCAAAGAGAAGCUGCCAGACGACUCCAUGUCCCUAAUGACUGAUCCCAAAUCCAUCAUCUGGAGUCCUGUGAAUAGGAAUGACGUCGCUUAG
Molecule: messenger RNA, 366 nt
Organism: Myxocyprinus asiaticus (Chinese sucker)
Lineage: Eukaryota; Metazoa; Chordata; Actinopteri; Cypriniformes; Catostomidae
Product: glutathione peroxidase 1-like
Exons: 2
Coding region: 64-366 (100 amino acids)
Biological process (GO): response to hydrogen peroxide; response to selenium ion; hydrogen peroxide catabolic process
Cellular component (GO): cytosol; mitochondrion
Molecular function (GO): glutathione peroxidase activity
Source: RefSeq, a predicted model, not a curated record